CUCGCGAACGAAAAAGAAAAGACAACAAAAACACCAAAAAUUCCACAAUCAGCAGAGCGCAGUUGAGUCAGUCCGGUCGGUUCGCGAUUCAAGUGCAAAUUUCUGUCGUAAUCCUUCCCGGGAACAACCGCUGCAGCAAAGCUCAUAAAUCACAACAGUGUCUCAUCGCAGGUGCUGCACAUAAUUGCACAGCGCAAUUUCUCAGAACAUGUCGGAUAACGAGGAAUCGUUCAUUGUGCUGGGUUCUACCCCAACGCCGUCGAUGGAGCAAUAUCUGGAGAGUGGCAGCAGUUUGGGGCAGCCCCAGUCGAAAAAGAUGACGGAAAGCACCACGACCCAGAUCAACUCCGGCAAUUUUAGUCUAAUACAGGCUGGUGAAUCACUCAAACCGAAGUUCGACUCGCCAAAGUGCUCGAUUUCGCAACAGGAAGCGUCGAACGGAUCGUUCCGUCUCCCGUUAUCCGGCGCGAGCAGCAUGGCCAGUUCAGUGGGGGCACCACCAGGCGGUGCGAAUCCGUUGGCCGCGAGCAUCAUUAUGGGCGAGACCAAGUCCAGCCUGCUGCAGGCGUUUCCCAGCCUGAUGCAAUCGUCUUCGUCGAUGCCGAUCGAUGAGGUGCAAGCUCUUCAGCACUUGCUGAACGAACAUGGCCAAAUGAAGGACAGCUUGCAUAAGGCGAACGUGGCCAUGCGGAAGAAUUUUACCAACAUACAGAAGUGGCAGGAUGAGGUGAAGACAAAGUACGCCGAACAGGUCAGAACCAUCGACGAGCAACGCGCCGCACUGGACGGAUUGGAAGCGGAGAACAAAACGCUCAAGCAGGCCCUUCAACUGGCCGAAACACGCGCCACGGAUCAGGCGAAGAAAUUCCAGGAGGAGCGAAUCGCCCUGCAGAAGUCGCUGGAUGAGUCCAGGCAACAGGUCGAGGCAGAACGGCUGAACGCAACGGCCGAACUGGACGAACUGCGCAAAGCCGUUUCGGAGAAGCAGUCGAUUCUGCAGAACAUGGCCAAACAAAUCGAGCGCCUCGAGUUGGAGAAGCAGGAGUUUGUGGUGGUUAGGGCCACAAAAGCGGGAGGAAAUGAUGUCGGUGCGGACGCAGACUACAUCACCAAGGAGGAACACCAGCGUCAGUUGAAGGUGCUGCAGCGAGAGAUGUCGGUCGUGGUGGCUAGGAAUCUUGAGUUUGAUGACAUGAAAAAUGUCUUCGUCGACGAAAUCAACUGCUUGAAGGUUAACCUGUCCGCCGCCGAGGAACUGCACGCAAAGCACCGUACCGAGCUGGCCCGUCAGGCUCGAGACAUUGAAACCAAGGACGUUUCGCUGGCGGAAAAUAUCCGCGAGCUAAAAACGCUUGCCGAACAGGUAGACGUGCUCACCGCACAACUGGACAUCUACAAGGUCGACUUUGAGGCGGAACGUACCGCCCGCGCCGAGCUAGCCAGCGAGAAGGACCGCAUACUGGCAGAUUUGAAGCUGCUGCAGAAGCGCAACCAACAACUUAUAGAAGAGGUCCAGAAUGGAAGAGUCGCCCAGGAGAACGCAACCAAGGCGGCCAACGAGGCGCUGGACAAACGCGUUCCGGAACCACCGACCGAAACGCCUGGACCGAGCCGAGUUGGAGCGAAUCCACCGCAGCCGGAUCCAGAAGAGCAAGAGUUUGUCCCGUCGAUCCUGCACUGUCCGCUGUGUAACAAUGCGUAUCGCGAUCUGACCACCCUGCAGAACCACGUCGAGGAUUGCGUUGGUGUCGAGUUCCAGCAGUUCAACGGAAUUCGUAGCCGCAUGUCGUCCUUCGAUACAAUAUCCGAGUGGCUCGGACCCAAGGUGACUCUGAUGGCGGAGGCCGGAUUCUUCCACACCGGAUUCCGGGAUAUGGUCCAGUGUUUCUACUGUGGGCUUCGGAUGGGCGCGUGGCAUCAGCACGAAAAUGCCUGGUUUUUGCACACCGUGUAUUUGCACGACAGGAGCUGUGACUAUCUGAACCACAUGAUGGGCAAACGAUACCUUAGUUACGUGAAAAAAUGGAAACGCAGACCGAGUUUGGUGGAACGAAGGUGGUGCUUUGACGCGGAACGGAACGGCGUCGACGAUUGGGUUCCCUGUGCGGACAAGGUGGGCUGUGCGCUGUGCCAGUGGGAGGAGAGGUUGGAACAACUUGGAAGAGCGAUGCAGACCGUGCAGAGUUUAAAGGACGGAAUCUGGAACCUACCGAACACGGUUACCAAUCUGCUCGGGAGUCGGGAGGACGGCGGCAUCGCCGCUGAUGACCACAACAAUAACGCUUCGACGGCGCCUGAUGACGGUGAAGAUAGGAAGAAUGACGAUGACGAGGGUGACAGCGUUAGUGAUGAUAAUGGAGCAGCGGUUGCAGCGAUCGAGGAGCAAGAUAUUGGUGCGGAAUCGAUGGCCAAUUCGUUGAUGUCCGUGGAAGAGGACAUUCUGGACCGGUCGCACGCGAUUCCAUUCGGAUUGAUUCGGGAACAGUGGCAGCUGGUGCUGGAUUGGGACGCGUCGAUUCCGGAAAUGGAGGAUGCUAUUGGGAAGUGCAAGGAUCUGGUUCUGCGCUGUGAGGACAACUCCGAGGAGAAAAAGUGGCUGGUGCGACAUCUGAUUGAGCUGCGCUACCGGCUGCGAGAGCUGCAGGACGUGGACAGCGAUCCGGAUGCACUUCCACCGGAGACUAAGGUCAUUCUUGGGCAUCACUUUGUCGCGAAUCGGAACAAUCCGAAGUACAAGGUUCACUGCGAUCACUGUUCUGGGAUUAUUUGGAACGUGGUUCAGGCCUCUUACAUCUGUGCCGAUUGUUCCUUCGCGGUCCACCACAAGUGCAUACGCAACGUGAUAAGGAUUUGUGCCCACGUAAUCACCACCGAACGUAACCUGCCCAUCGAGUGUAUCUGUCCAGAGAUUGGCCUGGCCUUCCAGAAGUACACCUGCGCCGAGUGCGGCUGCCAGCUUAGCUGCAACAUCUCAACCGCCGUCACCUGCUUCGGGCUCGAACUCAAGGCGGAAAAGUUCAACGCGGUCGUCCCGCGCCUCUGCGACUACUCCGGCUUGUACUACUGCACGGCAUGCCACUGGAACGACACCUCCAUCAUCCCGGCCCGUGUCGUCAACAACUGGGACUUUGUCCCGCGGAAAGUCGGUCGCGCCUCCCUACAACAGAUUCGUCUCCUGUACGAGCGGCCGCUCAUUAAUCUGGAGGCGCGCAAUCCCCGACUGUUUCACUUUAUAGCCGGCCUUGGUGUGGUCAAACGGCUGCGCACUAAACUGACCCAGAUGAAGCGUUACCUGGCGGUGUGCAGGCUGGCCGAGGAACACCGGCUGGUGCGGGAUACCAUUGGUGGGGGGUCGAGACGUCAUCUGAUGCAGUCCGUCGAUAUGUACAGUGUGGCCGAUCUGGUCGGGGUGGAGAACGGAACGCUGCCGGAGUUUUUGCGCAAGGCGCACGACGCCUUCGAGCGGCACAUUCGGAACUGUGUGAUUUGCUCCGGCAAGGCGUAUUUUUGCGAAGUCUGCAGCAACGACGAGUUCCUGUUUCCGUUCGAUGACGGGGCCAUUGCGUGCACCCGCUGCAACUCGGUUUCGCACAGGGCGUGCUACGCGCGCAGUAAUCGAAGUUGCCUCAAGUGUGCCCGGUUGCGCGUACGCGAGCAGCAAAUGCGGAAUGAAAUUUUGGACGCCGCCAACGGGAAUUAGGAUGUCCUAGGGCAAUGUGGUGCAGGCUUUAUAGGAAAGAUGCUACCUUUCCUGCUUAUGCUUAACAAAUUGGGCGUGUCAUCGUAAUGAAUGCUGCUUUUCGGCUUUUAAUAGUUUGUAAAUCAA
Molecule: messenger RNA, 3826 nt
Organism: Culex quinquefasciatus (southern house mosquito)
Lineage: Eukaryota; Metazoa; Arthropoda; Insecta; Diptera; Culicidae
Exons: 8
Coding region: 209-3700 (1163 amino acids)
Molecular function (GO): K63-linked polyubiquitin modification-dependent protein binding
Source: RefSeq, a predicted model, not a curated record